AUGGGCUUCGCGGUCCUCAACGUGGUUAGUGCAGUCUUUGUGCAACAGGCAUUAAAGACCGCAAGUUCCGACGAUGACCUGGCGUUCCGACAAAAGGAACGGGACAUCGCGCAGUACAAUCGGAAGGUGAAGAAACUUUUCUGCUCCAUUGAUGGUUCCGGUGAUGGAGCGAUCACUCUGGAUGAGUUCACCAAGCUGGUGCAGUCUCCCAAGUUGAAGUUCUGGAUGAGUCAGCUCGAGUUGGAAUACCACGAUUUGCUGAGCUUGUUUGCAUUUCUGGACAAUGGAGAUGGGCAAAUCACGUUGAUGGAGUUCAUUGAAGGCGCGCAACGUCUGCGUGGCAGUGCGAAGGCUUUGGAUAUUUGGCGUAUGGAAACGAAAAUCGAGGUGCUCUUCGAAGAGGUUUUGCAAAUCUUGGCCAACUCCAUCCCGCAGGAGAUCGAGGGCCCGGAGAUCAACGUGGCCAGUGUCUUCGAGAAGUCGUCCUUCAAACACAUCCGCGCCACCACCGCACGCCUCGAGACCGUGGAGGACGACGAGAGACAGAUGAUGCCACCGAUGAUGCCGACACUGACAGCGGCCAGCAGGGCAACGGUCGGGUAGGCCUUUCUGAAAACGCAGCGUAACCGCCCCAGGAGGCCUCCAAGGAGGUAAAACAAGGACUUGAGAUAUCCCCGUUCGAAUUUCAACUACAGAAUGGGAGGCCUUGUGCCCCGUUUCAAUGGCAUUUCCAGGCUUAAAUUGAGAUGAAAAAAUGGCGAUUGGCCCGGCAUUUUGUACCCACAGCUUGGGAAUUGCAUUUU
Cladocopium goreaui is the source of this 803-nucleotide messenger RNA. Lineage: Eukaryota; Dinophyceae; Suessiales; Symbiodiniaceae. The record is from the annotation of a GenBank genome assembly.